GCUUUAUAUUUUAGAAAGUUUAUAGAAAUUUAAUGUGUUUUAAAUAAAUUUUAUUUGAAGAAAUGGCAAUCAGUCAAUAGGGAAUAUACACGAAUCUAUUUUUGGGGAAUUCUUUCUUAUUUUUGAAUGUUAUAUUUAAGAAGCAAACAGUGUCCGCUCCUUUACAUGGGAAAUGUUGCUGUGAAAUCUUAUAUAGCGUUCUCUUUUAGGAUACUUAGUAUUCUAAAAGUCCAAUGUUUCUGAGUGAUGUAUUCAUAUACAUAUGUAUAUCGUGUCGAAGAUAUGUAGACUUAAAUUGUCAAAAUUAUGGCCGAUGACGACGAUAAACCCAAAAAACAUACUUUGGAAUCAUUAUUUCAUUUGUAUGCCAAUUACAAUGUUAUUAACUUCGAUUUGGAUAACGUGGUCUAUGAUUGUAUAUUGCUGUCACAAAUCGACUAUUGGCUGGAUCAGGCGAAACUUUUGAAGACAACAUUUAGCUUAACUGAGACAGGCUUAACUUAUAUGAAAUUUAAAAAAUGGCGUUUAGAUUAUGAAGAAUUUCAGGAGUUUUUAGAAUUUAUAUGUGCUGACAAAGACAUUACGGUGGAUGAUGUUAAGGGUUUAUUAUUGGAGGCAGGAGUGCCGGGUGUCGGAGGUGAUACAGUGGUGGUAGUGAAAUAAUGCUUUAUUAUCUUUAAAUUUGGAUACUUUAAAAAUUGUUGAAGUAAAGAAAGAAUUUUUUUAAGGAUUUUGUUUUAUAAUCUUAUAUUUCUUUAUUUACAAUAAAUGGUAUCGUAAUUGUAAUAAUAAUCGA
Messenger RNA from Lucilia cuprina (Australian sheep blowfly), 796 nucleotides. RefSeq lists its product as uncharacterized. Gene Ontology annotation, biological process: microtubule polymerization. Gene Ontology annotation, molecular function: tubulin binding. The record is from RefSeq and is a predicted model, not a curated record. The coding region runs from base 307 to 663 and encodes 118 amino acids. NCBI's taxonomy places the organism in Eukaryota, Metazoa, Arthropoda, Insecta, Diptera, Calliphoridae. The transcript has 4 exons.